This is a messenger RNA of Oncorhynchus kisutch (coho salmon), 1892 nucleotides long. RefSeq names its product dihydropteridine reductase. Gene Ontology annotation, biological process: L-phenylalanine catabolic process; tetrahydrobiopterin biosynthetic process. The transcript has 7 exons. Gene Ontology annotation, molecular function: 6,7-dihydropteridine reductase activity; NADPH binding; NADH binding. NCBI's taxonomy places the organism in Eukaryota, Metazoa, Chordata, Actinopteri, Salmoniformes, Salmonidae. The record is from RefSeq and is a predicted model, not a curated record. Bases 128 to 838 code for a protein of 236 amino acids. Gene Ontology annotation, cellular component: cytoplasm.
CUUUUUUUCCCUUCUCUCUCGCCCGUUCUCUCUCCCUAUAUAUAUAUAUAUAUAUAUAUUUCUGUCUGCGGUAGCUGUCGCGUUUUGUGAAAUAAUCAUCAUUGCUAAAGCUUAUAGUAAAGAACGCAUGGCUGCCAAUCGGGUACUCGUUUACGGAGGAAGAGGCGCACUAGGUAGCAAAAUUGUUCAGCACUUCAAAUCUAAAGGAUGGUGGGUAGCCAGCAUCGAUAUCGUUGCCAAUGAGGAGGCAAACGCGAACGUGCUGGUGAAGUUAUCCGAGUCAUUUACCGAGCAAGCGGGGCAGGUGACAGCAGAUGUGGCACAGUUGCUAGGGGACCAGAAAGUAGAUGCCAUCUUGUGUGUGGCAGGCGGAUGGGCAGGAGGAAAUUGCAGCUCAAAAGACUUGUACAAAAACACAGACAUGAUGUGGAAGCAGAGUGUGUGGACCUCUACCAUCUCUAGCCACCUGGCUGCUGUUCACCUGAAGCAAGGGGGACUGCUGACUCUGGCUGGGGCUAAAGCAUCACUGGGUGGCACUAGUGGCAUGGUGGGCUAUGGCAUGGCCAAGGCAGCAGUCCACCAGCUCUGUCAGAGUCUAGCUGGAGAAGACAGUGGGAUGCCCCCUGGAGGUGUGGCUGUAGCCAUACUACCGGUAACCUUGGAUACGCCGAUGAACAGGAAGUUCAUGCCCGAUGCAGACUUUGGUUCCUGGACACCGCUGGAGUACAUUUCAGAAACGUUCUUCAAUUGGGCCACUGGUGCAGAUCGUCCAGCAUCGGGCAGUCUGAUGCAGCUCACUACUGUGGGAGGCAAGACACAGACACUACCCACGCAAUAGAGGAGAGGGAGGGAGAGAGAGACAAUGAGAGAGCGGGAGGGAGGGCUAGUUGAGCGGGAUGGUUGGGAGAGAUGGUGAUGGAGCAGGUCGGGAGGGUUAAAAUGAGUCACAGGGAGAGAGGGAGGGAGGGCUAGUUGAGCGGGAUGGUUGGGAGAGAUGGUGAUAGGGUGGGUCGGGAGGGUUAAAAUGAGUCACAGGGAGAAAGAGGUGAUGAAUGCUUGGUUGAAGAUGUUCCCUCUAAGAACUAUUAUCUCAUAACAAAUUGUUUGUAUUUUUGUGUCUUUUGAUGUGGUUUUAUUCCUCGGUCUCAAUUUGAAUAAAACUCCAUAUGAAUCAUAAUCUGAUUUAAUAAUAUGUGAGAGACAAUCAAGAUACUACAACAUCACCUUAACCUUGGUACUUUAAACAGUGGAAAUCUAAUCUGCUGAAAACAAUCAUAGAAAAGCAACACAUUUGGGGGAUUAUGGAUUUGUAGCAGUUUCACCAUUGCCAAAAUCCUGAUUUAAUCCCUGCCCACCCCUACCCCCAAAUAAUAUAUUUCAUUGAAUUUAACUGGUUAUAAUUAGACUUAUUUGCCUUCCAUUAAAUACAUACCAUUUUGAAUGGGGUUGGAGACCAGUUACAGUAAAUCCUUCACCUGCUUUGUUUGACUUGUUCUAGCGCAUGGUCAUUUCCAGUGACAUGCUAUAGCCUUCACCACCAGGUGGUGCCCCUGGAUAACAACUCACCUCACCAGUCAAAUGAUCCGUUGUGUGCCUAAGGGAAUAUGAGUGCGUUUAGACAUGCAGCCCAAUUCUGAUCUUUUGCCCAAUUAUGGGCAAAAGAGCUGAUCUGAUUGGUCAAAAUACCAAGUAAUAGAAAAAGAUCAGAAGUGGGCUGCCUGUAUAAAUGUGUUGGUCAAAAUACCAAGUAAUAGAAAAAGAUCAGAAGUGGGCUGCCUGUAUAAAUGUGUUAGUCACAAAACUAACUAUAAAGUAAUGUUAACACAUACAACAUGAGUGGAUUUGGCCGAAAACAGAAGUCAAUAAAGAAAAGGCAACAUACAAUAAAUGGG